GAGGGAUCGCUCAUAGAAUGGGGGGAGAGUCGCAGUGUUUAUACAUGUCAUGUCCUGGGAGAGCGUAGCGGGAUCGCCGAUCCUCUAAUGAGCAGCUCCAUUGCCAGAAGCAGACGGGAGUGCGGGGCUGCCGCUCAGUGCUUACAUGGGAAGAGGAUCUCUGCAAUGUUCUACGCAUCCAUCUUAUAGAGAGCCUGACGUAGUAAGCGGGAUCUUUGCAUUUUGAAAUGCAGACGUGAGAAAGACAAAGAGCAAUACUGGAGCUCUAAAUUAUGCAGUCAUUCCGAGAGCAAAGCAGCUACCACGGUAAUCAGCAAACCUACUCACCGGAAGCUCACAGGCCCUCAAGUAUGGAAGAGUACAGUCCUCGAGAGCAGGCUCAGAUAUUCCAAAGCAGCUAUGGAGGACGUAGAGGAGGGACAGUCACUCCUACUACAAUGGCUUCAGGGGAAAAUUCCAGUCUGCAAAGUUACCAAGCUUAUCGAAAAGAAUCGGGUGACUUCUAUUACCUUGGGAAUAAAGAAGGAAGCUCACCUGGGAGCCAGACACCACAGCGCCGACCCCCUGGACCAGUACAGAGUUAUGGACCUCCUCAAGGAAAUACCAGUAGUAGCAGCACAGGCUUCAGCAGUCACUUUGGGAGAGAGGGCCACCACAGCCAAUUUGCAAGUCAGCCAUCUGCGGCAGCCAGCAUUUCUCAGUACUCGCAGGAUUUUCCAGGAUCGUAUUCCCCAAGUGGUAGCCAGUAUUCAUCACAUGUUCCUAGUCCACAGUUAAGACAACAACUUUACCAGUCACAUCAGCCCCUUCCUCAGUCUGGCAACACACCUGCAUCCACAGGAUCCUCACAUCUGCAGCAAAUGCAGCGUUCACCUGGAUAUCCUUUACGAGUAGGACAGUUUGAACAACAUUAUCAGUCUUCUGCAGGGUCAACAUCCAGUUCCUUUCCUCUUCAGAGGUUUGGGCAAUCUGGAACAAACUAUGAGGGCUAUAGUCCUGGGGGUUCUACCUCUCCAUAUGAGAGUCAUAUAUCAGGAUCAUCUUAUGGAACGCAACAAGGGUGUAGCAGUUAUGCCAGCCAGCACUUAAAAAACUUUGAUACAGCUAAAAUUCCACAAAGUGGAGGUCAGGGAGAACAACCGCAGAACCCUCCUAAUGUAUUGCAGUAUUUAAAUUCCUCUAAAUUACUACCACAAAACCAAACUGGACAAUUCAACCAAUCUGAAGUCACUGUACAAUCGCCUAUGCAGUUCCAGCCGAACUUCAGCCCUAUCUCCAACCCAUCUCCAGCUGCUUCUGUAGUACAGUCUCCUAGCUGUAGCUCCUCACCUUCACCUCUGAUGACUAGUGGAGAAAAUAUUCAGUGUGGACAGGGAAAUGUACCACUCCCAACCAGAAACCGUAUAUUGCCGGUAAUGCCACAACUGAGUCCUAGCAAACAGUUGGCCAGUUUUAAAGGUUUUGAUGUGGAAGGUCUCCAAGAAAAACAUUUAACAGACCCAGGUCUGAGCAGCCUUAGUGCACUUAGUAGCCAAGUAGCCAACUUGCCUAAUACAGUUCAACACAUGCUGCUUUCUGAUGCUUUGUCGCCUCACAAAAAAGGUGGUAAACGGACUUCUAGAAAAACUGACAGUUGUGCCAAUUCAGAGACUUCUUCCCAAGCUGAAGAGCAACUGAAAUCUCCAAUGGCAGAAUCAUUGGAUGGUAGCUGUUCUAGCAGUUCGGGAGAUCAAGGUGAAAGAGUAAGACAGCUAAGUGGCCAGAGCUCCAGUUCAGAAAUGGGUUUUAAAGGACUGCCUUCAGAAAAGACAACUUCAACCUCUCAUGUAUGGCAAAAUGAACUUUUAGGAAAGACUGCAAUUCAACAAAAUGAUACAGUGCCAGAACCAGAAGAGACCUUUCAGGAAAUUCCCAAGGCAAGUGAGAAGUCCGUUGGGGUGAUAGUUUCAAUGGAAACUGUUGCAAACCGGCCAGAGCAAGUAGUUGAUGAUGAUCAGACAUCAGUUAAUAAUGAUGUUGAGCAAACACUUGAACCUGAGUUGCCUGAAAUGGCUAAUGAGGAAAAUGUUAAGGAUUGUUCUAACAGCCAGGAUGGAGAACCUAAUACUGCUGAUACUGCCUUUACCACAACCACUAGUAUACUCCAAAUAGAAUCUGUUAAAUCUCCGGUUGACACUGGAUUUGGCUUAAACGAUGCACCAAGUAUUUCCAGAAAUCCUACCAAUCCGCAUCCAAAAAAAUCAGAGAUGGGAAAUUUUGGAGGGCAGAGUGAUCGAAAGUCUGGAAGAGGUGAAAAAUAUCCAAGCCUUUUACAAGAGGUUUUGCAAGGUCACCAUCAACAAGAAAGAAGGUAUGCUGUUAACACUCAUGACAAUCCAGCAGUUGCUGGAAGUCCCGAAGUACCAUCAAGGCCCAAUGUUUUUGUGAACCAGACAAAUGACCAACCUAACCGUACUAUCUUUGGGAAAAGUUUAGCACCUCAUUUAGAAUCCUCACAUUGGACUCAGUGGGAUAGAAAAUCUAUUUUAGAAAUGAAACAGAUAAAUAUGUCAGAUUAUCCUGCAAAUCGAAAGUUUGAGAUUGAACCACCAACUGUUUGCCCUGAACAGAGUAGCGUUCCUUCUGAAAGGAGAUCUGUUAUAUGUGACAUAUCCCCACUAAGACAACUUGUGCGUGAACCCAAUAGUUCUCAAAAUGUUGGCACUGCUCAAGAAAGACCACCAGAAGGAAGACCUGGACAGUCUGUUAUCCUUCCUAGUGGAAUAUUAUCAAUGGAAAGGUCCACUAGUCAAGGUAUGGCCAAGGGUGAAGAUAUCGAGUUCCCAAAGGUGCAGAAAAAGAGAACAGGAAAACAUUGUAUGCCAUACAACAUGAAAGACUCUGCCAAAGGAAAUGCCAGUCCAAAAUCCUUGACACAUGAACCAAACCAGAGCUUUAGUUCACAUAACAAUCGUGUUUCAAAUCCCAAAAGGGGUACUGGCAGGGUGGGAUCUCGAGGGAGGUCACCAGCACAGUCUCAAGAGCUUAGUAAUAGGUUAAAGAUGUCUCCAGGAAGAAGUCAUGGUGCAACGGAGGUUCAUCACAUUAAUCCAACAAUGAGUCUAUCAGAACGAGCAAGUAGAGAAGCUUUGUACUCUGCUUUUUUCCCAAAAACUGAUAGUUCUACUCUAGGAUAUCAUACAAAUUCUAGAUCAAGCUCUUAUGGAGAGCCUCACCCCACAUUCACUUCUUUACAUUACAAAAGACAUAUUUACCAACAAGAACAAUAUAAAGAAUGGUUAGGAAACUCUGCUCAAGCUAUACUCGCAGCCUCACAACAUCGACAUGAAGUGCUGCGGAAAAGUCAGAGACAGGAACCCUUUCAUGUUCGUAGUCCAGGUAGAAGUGAAAAUGAAGGCUUAGGAUAUAGUCAGCAAAUUUCAUAUCAUGAAUCUAGCAACAUAGACUAUGGCCGCCAUAUGCGUAUGGGUGAAGGUACAAAUGUUGCGUUAAAGCGAAACAGUCAAAAGUCUCCGUCAAGAGAACCCUUAAAUUGGCACUUGGGACAACAAGCUUCUCCUUUAAAGAAAGUUGUGUCUCCGGUAGGUACAAACCAGAAACCAUUCAACUCCAUUAGGGAAUCUGAAACACAUGGAACCAGUGCUGGAGAAUCAAUAGAGCUCCCAAAACUUGUGUGCAAUGCGCAUCAGCCUUCAGGACCUGAAGAAGUAUCACACCACAACCCAUUAGUUAUGAGAAGAAGAGUACGUUCUUUCAUUUCCCCUAUCCCUAGCAAAAAGCAGUUGCUUGAUGACAAAGGCCGGCUACCUAAUUCUAUUUCAAAAGAAGGUCCUGACAAAACACCUACAUUACAUAGUUUGUCACCAAGGGGAAACAAUGGUGAAUUUUUAUCCGUUAUAGAAGAGUCCUCCAAAUCUGGACCUGAACAGAGGAGCCCUCCUCCAGUAUCCCUUUCAAGUCCAACAAAGACAAAAAUUCUCCCUCCCCGCAAGGGAAGGGGCCUAAAGCUAGAAGCUAUAGUGCAGAAAAUUACAUCUCCCAAUGUGCGUCGGAUUUCUGCUUCAAGCAGCUCAGAGAAUGCUGUUGAACCAGUAACACUUGAUGACUUCUUAUCUCUCAAGGGCAAGGACUCAGAAAGUGGUAAUGGAUUAAUGCACAAAGUAGAAAGAGCAGUUGAUAUCUUACCUGAUUUAUCUAAUAAUGAAGAGCUAAAACUCCACAGACUUUCCCCAAAGUCAUUUAACACUUGGAAUAUCCAGGAUGACAAGCAAAUUAAAAAGGAAAUUGACGAACAGUCUAUGGAAGCCAAAGACCUUUCACAAUCUAGACCUCAAAUACAACAAACAUCUAAUCAUGUUAUGGAAGACAGGGGAGCUUCCCCAGCUUUGGUGUCAAAAUGCCCUUUACCACCGGUGCAACCCCAAGAAGUGGCUGACAAAGAUAAGCUAAUUAUUACCCCCAAACAGGAGAUCAUACCUCCUAAAGGCUAUUUUCCAUCAGGGAAAAAGAAAGGUCGUCCUAUUGGAAGUGUUAAUAAGCAGAAAAAACAAUUGCAGGAAGAACAGCAGCUUGAAGCAUCUAUUACAGUAGAUCUGACAUCUUCUCCACCUCCUGUUCUGCCUCCACUACCUCAAAAUCAGCCAGAGCAGACAUUCGAGUCUGAGCCUAAACCGAGAAGAAGGGAGAGAAGGAAGCAAGGUGGGACAAUGAGAAGGAGACGGGGUAAGCAAGCAGCUCCUAUAGUUGCCCCAAUAGAGCCAGAGAUCAAAUUAAAGUAUGCUAGCCAAGCCAUUGAGAAAACUGAGACCAAAACUAAAUCCUUUUUCCCCUAUAUCCAUGUGGAAAACAAAAAGGAAUUAGGCUUGUCCUGUGUUAUAAUCAAUGCUGAAGAGGAAGAACAAAACUGGAAAAACCUAACAUCUGUACAAAAGCGUCAUAGGACUACAUCUCCACAGCCUACUGAGAGCAAAGUUCUUCCAAUCUCAAGCUUCAUGAUACAGGGGCCAGCAGUAACAGAGUCUGCAUUAAUGGGGCACCUUGUCUGCUGUUUUUGUGGUAAAUGGGCCAAUUACAAGAAUCUUGGAGAUUUAUUUGGUCCUUUUUACACCCAGGAAUACGCGUCAACACUAUCCAAGAACCCACCACCGAAAAAAUCAUCAGAAACCCCCCAAAAAGUGAAAGUUCGGCACAAAGACGCAUUAGAUGGCUCCAAGACUGACUCUGAUGAAGAGGAGGAGGAGCCUCAGCAAGCCAGGGAACAGCGCAGCCUGUCUGCACACCCCCGUUACAAACGCCGGAACCGUUCAGGAGACUGUGUCUCUUCUAGACAUGCUGUACCCUCACGUAGGAAGACCACUGACCCUUGUGAACUGUUAACGGACUGUAGUGGACAAUCCACUGCAGAUGUAAUCCCUGACCAAGGGUUUCCAAUCCCCCAACUACCGCUCGACAGCAAUGAAUUCUGGAUUCAUGAGGGGUGUGUCCUUUGGGUCAGUGGUGUCUACUUUGUCUGUGGCCGGUUGUAUGGUUUGCAGGAGGCUUUUGGCAUUGCCAGAGAUAUGAUCUGUGCUCAUUGCCAGGAGCCCGGAGCCACUCUGGGCUGCUUCAGCAAAGGUUGCACCUGCUGCUAUCACUACCCAUGUGCCAUGGACUCCGAAUGUUUACUGAGUGAAGAGAACUUAUAUGUGCACUGCCCCAGUCACAAGACAGACAGUGAGCUGUGUACUGACAGCAAGCAGCCAGAAAGAAUGUGCAGAAGCAAGAGGAGCUGUAACCGGAGCGAUGAAAACAUCAAUGGUCCGCCAGAUAACCUGAUCGCUGUAACCCAGGCUCCAGACUGACAGUCUUCCUUAUGCCCUGUGUAGUAAAUCUACUUGAUUGACAGCAUUGGAAAAGCACAGCAGAGGGAGAAAACAGAAGUAGUGGCAACAUAGCAGAGGACCACCAUUCCUGUGACUCAUACACAGUGCAGAACAAUGCAGAUCUAUCCUAAUAGUGGAAGCACCUUAAAAGUGGUUAUGGCUUAUACCUGCAUUUGCAAAUGUUUGAAAUCUAGUCCUUUUUGCUUUUAUUUUUUUUAGAAGCAGGAUUUAACAUGGAUCUAUUUUGCUUGCAGGCAGCCUUGCACACCUUCCAACUGUGCCAGCAGUUCGGGACAAAAUCCUGGCAGUGUGAGACAGCAGGACAUAGUCACAGAUUUGCCCCACCUGUUGAUAUCAAAGUUCAGGGGUUUUUCAUUUCUUUUUCUUGUGCUUGUAGUUGGCCCUUCCCCUUACACUUUUUGCCAAUUGUAAAUUGACUGAAGAACUUGUCGUUUUUUUCUUUAUCAAUGCUUAUGGGGUGGGGAGGCGCCCAUGGUUGACCUGCAGCUGCCUAUUGGUGUGUCUGGACCUCCCAUAGGAUUUAUUUAUCUGUAUGGAGAGCUGGAGUACUUCUUAAUAUGUUUUGCUCUCAAUGGACGAAUAUAAAAUUGAUUUAUUUAA
Molecule: messenger RNA, 6482 nt
Organism: Pseudophryne corroboree (corroboree frog)
Lineage: Eukaryota; Metazoa; Chordata; Amphibia; Anura; Myobatrachidae
Product: transcription factor 20-like
Exons: 6
Coding region: 273-5840 (1855 amino acids)
Biological process (GO): regulation of transcription by RNA polymerase II
Cellular component (GO): nucleus
Source: RefSeq, a predicted model, not a curated record